UUUCGGUCCUUGGAAUCCGGAUCCGCAUCAGCAGGCUUUCAAGGCUUGAGGGCAGCGGCGUGAACGACAGAGAGAUGCUUGCAGCAGUGACGGUGGUAGACGAGGUUGAGGAGUUACCAAAUGCAGAUGGUUGUUUCUUUCAAAACAAACAGCAAGGGUUCACCGGCAGGCUGCGAGGGACGAUCGGCAACCAGCAGGCUUCAAAAUGGGGGAGGAAGUCUUGUCCAAGGUUAGGGCUCUUGUGAAAGGCGAGGGUUUUGUGGGAAAGUAUCGGGAACAAUUUUAUUAAAAGCCACAUUGUUCAUUUUUUUAUUAUCUAGAACGAAACUGUAAAGUUAGAACGAGGUUUUGGUGUUCCGUCGAUCCUCGUUUCAAUUAGUUUUUUCCACUAUUUGUUCUAAAAAAACAUUUCUCCUUACAAACGCACCAAACACUAGAUUCCCUUUUUUCGUUCAAACUCUAGAAACAUUCCAAAAAAGAUACCAAACGCAACAUAGGAAUAAGAAGGUAAAAUCACUAACAAUUAUAACAAAAGAUCAUCAUUUCUCCAAGUGGGAAGUGAGAAGAGGAAAGGGGGAAGUGAGCGAUCGCUGGUCGCUGCUGAAGCGCACUACCAACUGGUAUGAUUGAUUCCUUGUCGAACUUUCCCAAUUUUGAUUCAUUUCUUUCUCAAAAGAAUCGUUUUGUUAGAAUCAUUAACGAUGUGAAGCCCUCUCUGCCUCACCGCAUGAGCAGGCUAGCCAUUUUAAGCUUCUAUAGGUUUGAUUUGCGACUGAGAAUCUUUUUCCCGUUCUCUUGUUUGAAGGUCAUCAAGGCUCGGUUGAUCUGACAAAUAAUAUAUAUAUAUUGGGGCGAACUAAGAGAGCAGACUUCCACUUUUGAAAUUUUUUGUAGGUUUGGAGUUUCAUAACUUUCAAUAAAACUAUGUGGUCUUUUUUAUUUAGUUUGAGCUAUUGGAAGUUUGUCUUACUAAAGAAAUUGGAAUCCGAUGGAAAAUUGGUUUGGAGAUGGAUUGAAGCUUAUUUGAUUCAGUAGAGAUUUCGUAUUGGUCUCUCCAUCAAGCUUAUUUUUAGGCCGUAUCUCAGGUGCUUCUAGUAAAAGAUCAAACGAUUGAAGUUUCUGCGCCUAUUGAUAAGAUUGAAUUAGUGGGCAUGCUAUUAUAAAUCAAUCAAAACAUCAAGCAAUUCACAACAAUCCGAUUGGAAAUGGACAUAGAGAACAAAAGAAAUUGAAUUGUAGCAGCGCAUGGUUAUCCAAAACUGAUUCAAUCUUUUUCUAAGAAAGAGCAUAAAUGCUUUUGGUGAACUCAUAGUGUAGAGAGCCAAAGUAUCUUAAUCCUAUUACGUUGUGCUUAACAAACUUAAAUGUUAUAUUUGAUAUUAGAUAUUUCAGAUACAUGGUUAUAUCAGUCUGUGCCUACUAACAUACUCUUCUGUAUUCUUCCUCCCACCCAAAAAAAAAAAAAAAUAAGAGGUGGCACAUGCGAUUUUUUCUGUUAGUGUAUAGAGGUGUUGUGUUAUAUAAUAAGUUUAUGGAUUAUAUGGUCCUCCAUUGACAUUCUAUGAUUGUGCAACCACUGAUUAUGAUGUUCUUUAGUUCAACGUUCACAGUUCUGAUUCUAGGUGCAGGAGUAUAAUUUAGAAAGAUUGUGGACUUCGAUAUUUGGACAUUUCAAAUCAUAUUGGUAGCCAUACCUUAUUUCAAUGAAAAACUACUUCUUGGAAAAUUGAUUUGUGGUUAUAAAAUGUUAUUUUGUAUUUUUCUUGUAAUUUAUCAUUUAUCAAUUUUUUUUUACAUGAUAAGGAAGCAUAAUCGGGCAUGGUAGAAUGAUGAAAGGAACCACGGAACAUAUGAUGGGUUUAGUGGCCUCAGUAGGUGGCAAUUAUGAUUAAGCAGGAUACGUCACUUUUUCUUUCACCCCAGAAAAACAACAUCCAGAAAGUGAAAUUGGAAAUCUUCUUUUGCUUUUAAAACAAUUUGGUUAAAGUAUUUUCAUUUGGGGCAAACUGAGCCUAAGUUUAAAAUGCCUUACCCAAAUUGUACUCUUGCCCCACCUCUGUAACAUGGAUUGCUCCUGGUGUUAUUGAACUAUCAAUCAUCAAAUUAGGAUCCACAGAUAAUUUCUAAGCCAGCCUCUCCGUGCUCCUUGGAUCCUUAUCUAACUAUUAACAGCUAAAUACCACAUACAUUUAGGUUUUCUAAAGCACUCUCUUUACCAUGGUGCACAUCACAUGUAUUAUAUAUGAUCGUUUAUUUUCUUCUGGUUUCUGGCAUUGAACCAUCGUAUAUAUAGCAUGUUGGGCUGAUCUUUACUGUGGGUAGGAAAUUUUCUCAAAUUUAUCCAUGUGCACAUGCACUCUCCUUACUUGGGCUUGCAUAUUUGAAUUACUACUAGAGUUAACAUAGCACUUAUUCUAUAUCUCCCUUCCCUUUUUUAUUCCUUUUAACUGCAGUCAAAAUCUCCCCAUUCUUCUGGUUUGUAUCCUGCUUUUAACAGAAAAAAUGGCUGACAAACCAAGCCGAGGUUUGGUGUUGUAUGGUGAUGGGUUGGUGCGUCUAAUUUCUCCUUCACAUACCAACCUCCAUUCUCUAGCGGCUCGGGGAAUUUGCGGCUUCUUGUCCCUUCCACAUCCCCUUCAUGCAGAAACCGAGGAUGAGAGAGUGGUUAGAGAGUUGGCUCAACUAUUGGAUUCCGAUUAUUCUUACAUCAACAAUGAUGGAGAGUGUGCUCCCACAAUUGAAUAUCAGAAAACAUCCUUUUCACCAACUAUUUCAGAGAAGUUCAUGGGACUGAGAGCUGCUAUUUUGACUACCAAUUCAAACGUGAAAUCUUUUGGAAGAAACCUUGGCUUCACAGUGUUUGAAUUUAAUGAGUUGACCAGUGAAUCUCCCCAUGAUGUUUUAGUCUCUGAAAUAUUGAAGUUACUGGGUUUUCAUGAGGGAAGGAUGUUAGAAACAAGCCAAUUUGAUUUAGUGUUUGUGCAUGUUGGGCAUGUUGGGAAGGAAAAUGAACUAGAUUGGCUCAAUGCUUUGGUUGGAGGAAUUAUGGAAACAGCACAACCUGGAUCAGAAGUUGGUUCCUGUCUUUACUUCUCUGUUGUCAUGAGCUAUGGGACUCUGUCUAAUGAUGAGGAUCCAAAUUUAACAAUUUUGGUCUCACACAAGGAUACAAACUCCAGUCUUUCAUUCCUUGUCCCUAAUCAAAGUUACACUAUGAAAGGAGGGAAUUUACUGAAUAACAUUAGGCACCAUUGUCCAAUGUUAAUUGCACAGUGGCAGGAGGCUGUAACUAGGAAGGAUAUGGUGGAAACAUUUUCGUUUGAGGAAUUUAAGGAGGUAAACAUUAAAUGAUCUUAAUUUUCCAACUCAUAUGGCUAUAUUGUUCGAGUCAUG
Molecule: messenger RNA, 3393 nt
Organism: Macadamia integrifolia
Lineage: Eukaryota; Viridiplantae; Streptophyta; Magnoliopsida; Proteales; Proteaceae
Exons: 5
Coding region: 2503-3351 (282 amino acids)
Source: RefSeq, a predicted model, not a curated record